Messenger RNA from Lactuca saligna, 1068 nucleotides. Lineage: Eukaryota; Viridiplantae; Streptophyta; Magnoliopsida; Asterales; Asteraceae. The record is from the annotation of a GenBank genome assembly.
AUGAGUGGUGGAAGUGGAAGUGGAAGUGAAGCUCCAGUUAAGAAGAAGCUAAAAGAUGGUAAAAAGAAGAAGCAAACGCAUAAAUCUGAUGUAAAAUUAGGUAAUAAAUCAUUAAAAAGUCAACCAAAAUGGGAAACGAAAUCUUCUUGCAUGGAUGAUAGAUUUGGGUGUUGUUAUGCCAGGUGGCAAGUUGCAUGUCUCCUGGAAUCUUGGAAGAAAGAAGAGGAUUCAAAUACUAUCAAAUUUAAUAUUGUUGAUGUUGAAGGAGAUGAUCCUAAUGAUGACACGUGUAAUAUAUGUGGAGAUGGUGGUAUUCGGACUUCCUUGUUUGGAAUGAAAUUCCUAAAUUUUCCUCUUGCACCCGGUGAAUCAUGGCAUCCAUAUAUAAUCAAAAUGGCCCUUCAUCAUCCUGAUGAGGGGGAUUUAGGGUAUAUAUACCUUGAUUUAAAUUGUAGACAGGGGAAGUAUCCUGGUUGUGCUCAUUUUGCCAUAAGAGGAGGGCGUGCAGUUUCCAAAACAGAAUAUCAGUUGCCAGUGAUUGCUGUUGUUUAUAACUUCUCAAAGCCCCAUAAUUCAUCAAUCGUGAGACUUAACCACUCUGAUGUGGAUACCCUUUUCCAUGAAUUUGGGCAUGCUCUACAUUCCUUGCUUUCACAAACAAUUGAAAAUCUUGUUUAUCCAUUUCAAAAUUUCACCAAAAUUGACAUGGAAUUCUACAACUCUCGAGAUAUUAAUUGUGGUGUACGCAUGUUGCCAGCUGGAAGCGGUAUGGGUGUUAUGCGUGGGAUGACUAGAGGCAUCAAGAUGGCAAGACCCCCCUCUUCUUCCAUCAUGAAUUCCACCACUGGUUUGUUGACUUCCAGUACACCAACACUUGCUCAAGGAAACUCCAUGUUGAGAUCACGUGAGGCUAUGCAUAUGAUUCGGUAUGGAUUAAUUGUAAAGUCAACUCUGCAGACCCCUGUUGGGCAGCUAGGGUCAGGAAGUCCAUGGUCGUUAUUUGAAGACCAGUUUGGAUUCUUGGAAAAAUGUAUCAUGCGGAAACAGAAGCAUAACAAUAAGAAGUAG